AUGAAGUUUUACUCCUGGUUAGCUUUGGCCUCUGCGCCUCUUGCUAUGGCCAACAAGGUCCAGAAUGCCUACCCCGACAAUGCUGCCCGAGCAGUUGAAUUGGAGAUGGAUGAGCGAAGCAUCGCCAUUGCCAGCGGCAUGGCUGGUCACGGCAUCACUGCCAACUCCCUGACUGAGAUCAUCAUCAUCUGGGCCAACCCUGGUGGCGGUGCUGCCACCACCACCUAUAACCAGAAGGUCACUGUCACCGAGACUGUGACUGUUGGAGGACAGACCACAACCGCCGCCGCCGCCGGUGCUACCCACACCGUCACCGUUGGAGGAGCUGCUGGUCUUGUUUACUCUCCUCCUCAGCUCAACAACAUCCCCGUCGGUGACACCGUCAUCUUCGAGUUCCAGUCUAUGAACCACACCGUUACCCAGUCUGCUUUCGACACUCCUUGCAAGAAGCUCGAGGGUGGUAUGGAUUCUGGCUUCCAGGCCAACCCCAACAACACCAUCUCCCCUGCUCCCCAGGUCGCUAUGCAGGUUAUGGCCUCUACUCCUCUCUGGUUCUACUGCCGACAGAAGGGUCACUGCGGUAAGGGCAUGGUCUUCUCCAUCAACCCUACUGCUGCCAAGACCCAGGCUCAGUUCCAGCAAAUGGCUAUUGCUCAGAACGGCACCGGUGCUGCUACUCCCAUUACUGGUGGUACCAGCUCUGCUGCUCCUGCUCCUCCUCCAGCUCAGUCUUCUGCUGCUGCUGCUCCUCCCCCUGCCGCUCCUCCUGCCGCCCCCCCUGCUAGCGGAGACAACGCUGGUAGCAUCACGCCCGGCAAGGGUACUGUUGGUGCUGAUGGAAGCUGCUCUUGCUUCGUUCAGUGCUCCCCUGGUAGCUUCCCUGUGAACGCCGCUCAGGGCGUUGGUGCCCACGGUGGCUGGGGUGGUGCUCUUCCCAUGAACAUGGCUGCCAUGUCAUAA
Messenger RNA from Trichoderma virens Gv29-8, 960 nucleotides. RefSeq lists its product as uncharacterized. The record is from RefSeq and is a predicted model, not a curated record. NCBI's taxonomy places the organism in Eukaryota, Fungi, Ascomycota, Sordariomycetes, Hypocreales, Hypocreaceae. The transcript is spliced from 3 exons. The coding region runs from base 1 to 960 and encodes 319 amino acids.